ACAUUUCAUGCUCCUAAAGAAACCCUAAUAGAAAACAAGAUAAACACUAGCCAAAAGAAUAACAAAAGAGAAAAAAUGAAGCCAUCGUUUGUUCUCCUAUCUAUUGCCUUAUUUUUACUAUCAUCAUCACUAUCGGAUGCGGCCGACUUUGGAUCGCCGUCACAGUCACCGUUGAUGUCUCCAACACCAGAACCAUCAAAAACCAUCGACUGUUCCAGCGUCAUAUACAGCAUGGUGGAUUGUCUCUCAUUCUUAACCGUUGGAUCAACUGAUCCAAGCCCUACCCAAACGUGUUGUGGUGGGAUCAAAACGGUUCUUGAAUAUAGUCCUAAGUGUCUUUGCUCUGCGUUAGAGAGUAGUCGUGACAUGGGAUUCGUACUAAAUGAUAACAAAGCUCUUGCCCUGCCAAAAAUUUGCAACGUCCCCAUUGAUCCUCAUUGUGAUGUAUCUACUCUCUCUGCAUCACCACCAAUUUCUCCACCGGUAGAGCCGCCUACGACUUCACCACCGUCUUCCACAAAGUCGCCGGCCAUAAUCCGUUCACCACCGCCUGUUAGAAACUCAUCACCGCCGGUUAGCCACUCAUCACCGGCACGGACAGUCUCAUCAUCGACAAUGACCGCUUCAUCGCCUGCAGCAACUUCACCAUCACCUUCACCAUCAAUAUCUAGUACCGGGAUUUUAUCAGUAUCCAAACUAGUCCUAGCUGUUGUUCUUGUUUCUUCUUUUGGUUUUAUCUUAGCUUAGAUAAUGUUUUUGCUUUAUUUAUUUAAA
Camelina sativa (false flax) is the source of this 774-nucleotide messenger RNA. Its product is annotated as non-specific lipid transfer protein GPI-anchored 23-like. NCBI's taxonomy places the organism in Eukaryota, Viridiplantae, Streptophyta, Magnoliopsida, Brassicales, Brassicaceae. Gene Ontology annotation, biological process: lipid transport. The record is from RefSeq and is a predicted model, not a curated record. Gene Ontology annotation, molecular function: lipid binding.